AUGAACCUUGCGAGGUUCUUGACGGAGACCGUUCCCCAACCUGCGGAAGGGGAGACCGAUGCUCAGUCUCUGAGCGCGGUAGAGGCAUGGAAGCACUCGGACUUUAUAUGUCGAGGCUCUGUUCUCAACGGUCUCUCGGAUGCGUUGUAUAAUGUGUACUAUAAUAUCAAGACUUCCAAAGAUUUAUGGGAGUCCUUGGAUAAAAAGUACAAAACGGAGGAUGCGGGAACAAAGAAAUUUGUUGUCGCCCAUUUCUUGGACUUCAAGAUGGUUGAUAACAAGACUGUUAUGAACCAAGUCCAGGAGUUACAGAUUAUACUUCAUGACAUCCACGCUGAGGGUAUGGUACUCAGCGAGACGUUUCAAGUGGUAGCCAUGAUUGAGAAAUUACCUCCUGCUUGGUUGGAUUUUAAGAAUUAUCUUAAACACAAGCGGAAGGAAAUGACGAUUGAGGAACUUGUCAUCCGUCUUCGUAUAGAAGAGGACAACAGGGUGGCCCAAAAAGGCACCAUUUUGCAAGCUGCGGCUAAAGCGAACAUGGUGGAAGUUGGGGAGUCCUCAAAGGGCAAGAAGGGCAAGGGUAAGAAGGACAACAAAGGGAAAGCAAAGGUUAACAACCUUUGA
Molecule: messenger RNA, 624 nt
Organism: Helianthus annuus (common sunflower)
Lineage: Eukaryota; Viridiplantae; Streptophyta; Magnoliopsida; Asterales; Asteraceae
Exons: 1
Coding region: 1-624 (207 amino acids)
Source: RefSeq, a predicted model, not a curated record